AUGGCUGCGAACCUGGACUCCUCGAUGAAGUUAAACACAAUUGAACGACAAGAACAGCAUUUAGCUUCACUGGUUCAAAGAUGUCCAAACACUAGACUUUUAAACCAAAUACAUUCGCACCUCCUAAAAUGCAACUUACCCGUUCCUUCCAAAUUCUUCGUACUAAACAAACUCCUUGUUUCUGCACUAUCACCUCUUAUCAGCGAUAUCGAUUACGCUCGAAGAAUUUUCUCACAAAUGCCAAACCCCAACAUCUUUACAUGGAAUACAAUGAUCAGGGGGUGUUCACAAAUGCAAAAUCCAACUACAGAACCGAUUGUUAUGUUUCAGAAACUGAUACAAAGAGGUUAUCCGAAUCCGAAUAGUUUUACUUACGCAUUUGUUAUCAAAUCAUGUGCUGUGAUUUCUGGGUAUAUGGAAGGUAGGCAGAUUCAUUCACAUGUUUUGAAAUCUGGGUUUCAUUCUAGUCCAUUUGUUCAGACUGCGUUGGUGAAUUUAUAUGCGAAAUGUGAAGAGAUUGGUUUAGCAAGGAAGAUGUUUGACGAAAUUCCUGACAAGAAUUUGGUUACAUGGAGUACUAUAAUUAGUGGGUAUGCAAGAAUUGGAUUGGUGAAUGAAGCAUUGAGUCUGUUUAGAGAAAUGCAGUUCUCAGGGGUUAAUCCGGAUGAGGUUACGAUGGUUAGUGUGAUUACAGCUUGUGCGAGUUCAGGUGCUUUGGAUUUGGGUGAAUGGGUUCACAAGUUCAUUGAAAAACAUGUGAUUAAAGCUGAUCUUGAACUUAAUACCGCACUUGUUCAUAUGUAUGCAAAGUGUGGGUGUAUUGAGCGAGCGAGAAAAGUAUUUGAAGAGAUGCCAGAAAAAGAUACUAAAGCGUGGAGUUCGAUGAUGGUCGCGUUCGCUAUUCAUGGACUUGCAGAGGAAGCAUUGCAGGUGUUUACAAGAAUGUUGGAAGCUAAGGUGAAACCUAACCAUGUAACUUUUAUCGGUGUUUUAUCCGCUUGUGCCCAUAGCGGACUAGUAUCAGAAGGCCAAAGGUACUGGUCAAGCAUGCUCGAAUAUGGGAUUGAGCCGACAAUGGAGCAUUAUGGUUGCAUGGUUGAUCUACUUUGCCGAGCUGGACUUGUAAAAGAGGCAUAUAAGUUUGUUGAAGACAUGCCAGUCAAACAAAAUUCAAUCAUCUGGAGAACACUGUUGGUUGGUUGUACGAGAAAAGGCAUUUUGGAUGAAGGUGAUAUCGUGGCCGGGCGACUUCUAGAAUUAGAGCCACUGAAUCCUGAAAACUACGUGCUCCUCUCGAACUUGUAUGCGGCUACUUCUCAAUGGGGGAAAGUGAGUCUUGUCAGGAAAAAGAUGAAGGAGAAUGGGAUCCGAGCUACUCCCGGUUGUAGUUCAAUAGAAAUUGAUGGAUUUGUUCAUGAAUUUGUGGUGUCAGACACAUCACAUCCAGAGGGAAAUGAGAUAAGGGAAGUAUUGAGAGAUAUGGCUGAUCGGGUUCGUUCUGUUGGGCAUGAUCCAUGGACAUCUGCGGUUUUACAUAAUGUGGACGAUGAGGAGAAAGAAAGUUCUCUUUGUGAGCAUAGUGAGAGAUUAGCCAUUGCAUAUGGGCUAUUGAAAACAAAAUCUCCUACUGUCAUUAGAGUUGUUAAAAAUUUAAGGGUCUGUGCAGACUGCCACGAAGUUACAAAGAUCAUCAGCAAAGUCUACAGGAGGGAGAUCAUCGUUAGAGAUAGAGUAAGAUACCAUAGAUUCUUAGACGGGGCCUGUUCUUGCAAAGAUUAUUGGUAAUGUGUUGCAAAGAUUACUACUGGAUGACUUGGUGAAAGUAGUGGCAGUAGCAGCUGGAGUAUGGUACUUUCAAAGGCGAUGAACAAGAGCCGCCGCACCUUCCAUUACAGUCGCUCUCCUUUUCUCCUUGAAGUUCCAGAGUUCUUGAACUGGAUUUCUACCGCUUGAGUUGUACUCGUUCAUCUCCACAAGUGCAUUAACAACUGCGGUGUAUGCUCUCUUACCCCAUUCAUUCUUUAAGCCUUUCAAUAAUUUAUCUUCCUCAUCGAUCAAUUCCUGCAGACAAAAGGAGCUAUAGCUGCCAAAUACUAGCAUGAAGUCUACGCUGGUGUUAGUGGGAAGAGAGAGUGAAUGAUAUUUCACUUGAUGUUUGUCAUCCACCAAGGUGACCUGCUUAAAAGGAUGCCAAGCUUGGUUUUUGAGCGUUUGCUCCCAAAAGUUUCAAAGCAGGACAGUCUGAUCUGCCGAAGUUGAGCUGCAUUUGCGUUUCAAUGCUUUACCAAACGGCUUCGAGUCUAAUUCCCCCAUUCUCUUCACCCGAAUUGAACUCCGAGAAUUUGCACUCUCUCCAAUUCCCUGCAAUACAGUUGAAAAGCAGACAGUUAAAUGGAAAGCCUGGCAGAAAUGAGUAGCAUGGGACAAAUUUAUUAGUAACUUACUUGGAUUAGUACUUUACGAGUUUUUUGUAACUCAUCAUUGUGGCGAUGUUCAUUGACAGUUAAGAUUUUAUUAAGAUCUUCCAAACUCUCAUUAUAUUCUGUU
Papaver somniferum (opium poppy) is the source of this 2547-nucleotide messenger RNA. Its product is annotated as pentatricopeptide repeat-containing protein At1g59720, chloroplastic/mitochondrial-like. Gene Ontology annotation, biological process: RNA modification. The transcript has 2 exons. The coding region runs from base 1 to 1785 and encodes 594 amino acids. The record is from RefSeq and is a predicted model, not a curated record. NCBI's taxonomy places the organism in Eukaryota, Viridiplantae, Streptophyta, Magnoliopsida, Ranunculales, Papaveraceae. Gene Ontology annotation, molecular function: zinc ion binding; RNA binding; protein binding.